UGCAGCUCUGGUUCUUGAUUUAGAGUGUCUCAGCAAUGAUUCUGAGUAUUGCUUUGAUCUGGGGAGUUGUGGUUGGUCUGUGCUGUUGCUUGUGGCUCAUACUGGGAAUACGAAGAAGGCGUCCAGGAGAGCCCCCUGUAGAGAAUGGCUUAAUCCCGUACCUUGGCUGCGCCCUGCAGUUUGGCGCCAACCCUCUUGAGUUUCUCCGUUGUAGGCAAAAGAUGUAUGGACACAUCUUCACAUGCAAAAUUGCUGGUCAAUAUGUUCACUUCCUCACUGACCCAUUUUCAUACCACUCUGUGAUUCGCCAUGGAAGGCAUCUGGACUGGAAAAAAUUUCAUUUCACUGCCUCUGUCAAGGCCUUCGGACAUGAAAGUAUGGAUCCAAGUGAUGGCUACACAACUGAGAAUCUGCACCAGACUUUCAUAAAAACAAUGCAGGGCGAAGCCUUGCAGACUCUCACAGAAACAAUGAUGGAGAACCUCCAGUGUGUUAUGUUGCAGUCAAACACACUUAAAAUCAACUCUAAAGACUGGGUGACAGAUGGGAUUUUUGCUUUCUGCUACAGGGUAAUGUUUGAAUCAGGCUAUUUAACACUCUUUGGCAAAGAACUCAAUACCCAGGAAGACAAAACUCUUGCCAGACAUGAAGCACAGAGGGCACUGGUCCUUAAUGCCCUUGAAAACUUUAAAGAGUUUGACAAGAUUUUUCCUGCCCUCGUAGCUGGCCUCCCAAUCCAUGUGUUCAAAAGUGGACAUAGUGCCAGAGAAAAUCUGGCAAAGACUCUCCUACACGAAAACCUCAGUAAAAGGCAGAAUGUGUCCGACCUCAUUUCACUCCGAAUGUUUCUGAAUGACACCUUAUCUACUUUUGAUGAUAUGAGUAAAGCACGGACCCAUGUAGCUGUGCUAUGGGCAUCACAGGCCAACACAUUGCCUGCCACAUUCUGGACUUUAUUUUAUUUGAUUAGGUGCCCAGAAGCAAUGAAAGCAGCAACUGAUGAAGUAAAGAAAACAUUAGAGAAUUCUGGCCAAAAAGCAAGUUUAGAUGGCCAACACAUUUUCUUGGAGAAAGAGCAGUUGGAUGAAAUGCCUGUGUUAGACAGCAUCAUUAAGGAAGCUAUGAGACUGUCAAGUGCAUCUCUCAAUGUCAGAGUUGCCAAGGAGAAUUUUGCAUUGCAGUUGGACAACAGCCACUCAUACAACAUUCGUAAAGAUGAUGUAAUAGCCCUGUACCCUCAGCUACUACAUUUUGAUCCUGAAAUUUAUGAAGAUCCUCUUACCUUCAAGUAUGAUCGGUACUUGGAUGAAAAUGGCCAAGAGAAGACCGCUUUUUACAGAAAUGGUCACAAAUUAAGAUAUUACUACAUGCCUUUUGGCUCAGGAGUGACUAAGUGUCCUGGGCGCUUCUUUGCUGUGCAUGAAAUUAAGCAGUUUUUGUCUCUUCUGCUUUCCUAUUUCGAGAUGGAACUUUCAGAUAAAAAUGGUAAAAUCCCACCCCUGGACCAGUCUCGAGCUGGACUAGGCAUUUUGCAGCCCACCUAUGAUGUUGAUUUUAGGUACAAGCUGAAAUGUCUAUGAAAAACUAGUUAUACUAAAAUGUUGGAUUGUAUAUUCUGUAUAUUUGAAAUAAGGUAUAAACAGUGACCGUUAUGUACAUAGAUAAUAAAGAUAUAUCUAGUUAGAUAGAUAGAUAAAUACACACAGG
Molecule: messenger RNA, 1707 nt
Organism: Polyodon spathula (Mississippi paddlefish)
Lineage: Eukaryota; Metazoa; Chordata; Actinopteri; Acipenseriformes; Polyodontidae
Product: cytochrome P450 7A1-like
Exons: 6
Coding region: 36-1580 (514 amino acids)
Biological process (GO): cholesterol catabolic process; bile acid biosynthetic process; cellular response to glucose stimulus
Molecular function (GO): cholesterol 7-alpha-monooxygenase activity; heme binding; iron ion binding
Source: RefSeq, a predicted model, not a curated record